Messenger RNA from Protopolystoma xenopodis, 264 nucleotides. NCBI's taxonomy places the organism in Eukaryota, Metazoa, Platyhelminthes, Monogenea, Polystomatidea, Polystomatidae. The record is from the annotation of a GenBank genome assembly.
GAGGAGGAGAAGGAGGAGGAGAAGGAGGAGGAGAAGGAGGAGGAGAAGGAGGAGGAGAAAGAGGAAGAGGAGGAGGAGAGGAAGGAGAAGGAGGAGGAGGAGGAGGAGGAGAAGGAGGAAGAGGAGGAGGAGAGGAAGCUUGGUAUCGAGGUAACCUUCAUUUAUAUUUGUAGCCCAAAUUUCUCCAUAUCAUCAAGGACCAGAGCCCUAUCCGAGAUCUCGUCAGUACUCCCAGCAGGAGAGCAUGGUAAGGAGAGUUUCUAA